AUGUGCAACCGGCAGCACACCCAGGCGUGCUUGAACACAUCCCUGUCCAUACGGCAGGAGAUACAGCGGUUUGAAAGUGUACAUCCAUCGAUAUACGCUUUAUACGACCUCGUGGAGCUCGUGCCUGACCCGUUAUUGGCCCAGCAGAUCCGAGAUCACGUCGUCGCUAUAGAAGACACGAAACAUUUUAUAGCAGGCUUAAAGGCUGGAUAUGAAAAGGCUCCCGGCUUUAGCCAGCACGGUGAUGUAAUGUAG
Danaus chrysippus (African queen) is the source of this 255-nucleotide messenger RNA. The record is from the annotation of a GenBank genome assembly. NCBI's taxonomy places the organism in Eukaryota, Metazoa, Arthropoda, Insecta, Lepidoptera, Nymphalidae.